AUGGGGACAGAUUGGAUUCUGCAACUUCCUUCUGAAUUACAAGAGCAGAUCAAUGCUGUCGUUCAAAAAGAUGAAUCUAGCUUAGAGGUUUUCUGUAACCUUCACGACUAUCUCAAAAGUGGAGUUGUUAAACGCAGAAAAAUACUGGAAGAAACUCAAGUAAUUCCACCAGAAACAAUCAUAUUUGAGAUUAAUCAGAUAUCCUUUGUAUCUCCUGUGAGGAAAAGGAUGAAUUUAACUUUGCAUUUGAUUCAAGAUGGGGAGACGGCAACCCCUGCCCUAUCCAUUGUCAACCCAGCAAACAAUAUUUCCGAGCACACAUUCACAGAUUUGAAAGAUGCCAUUAAAUUGUGUGCAUUUCUUCCAGUAUUGGGUAACACAACCAACCCAUCCAAGAGAGGUGUCUGCUAUUUGUGUUGCUGGAUGCAUGAUGAUUUUUACCCCGAAGAUAGCAAUGCUUCAAGGGAUCCAAUUGUUUGUCAGUUGAAUUUGGAUUUGAUCAAGAAACAAAAGGUGAAGAAUGGCGAACUCCCAGCAGACUUUGAGUCCCAAUUUUUCCAUCCCAAGAAUUCAGUGAUAUUGGAUCCAGUCCAGGAACGUAUUAUUGAUCAUUUCCAGAGACAAUUCAAGAUGUGUGGUAUUUCUGUAAUUAACUAUUUGCCAGCAACGUCCUUGUUUAAAAACACUUACUCGCUAAAUAAUGAUGACGCUCUUUCACUAACCAUUGAAGGAUCUGAGACACCCGCACUUGUAAUGGUUGAUUGUUAUAAAGGGGCAAAAGAUGGGGUGUUGAUGUUUUUGGAAGACAACUCAGUUAACCCAGCAUAUAUCAUUUUUGGGUUCAAAAAGCCGAUCCUAGUAUACCCAAUUACACGUGUUAUCAGGGCCAGUUACAGUAAUAUCACCCGUCUGACAUUCAAUUUAAACAUAUCAGUUUUGAACAGCAAGGAUGAACAAAGACACCUUGAGUUUAGUAUGAUUAGUGAAAAAUACUACCAGAUGAUUGAUGGUUUUAUCAAAUCACACGAUAUAACAGAUUCUUCGUUUACAAAUGAUGGUCACGAACUUACCAAGACCGAGCUGAUUGAAGAGCUAGCUGUAGUGGGAGAAUUCAAACCAGAGAUUCCUCCAGAAGACGACGACGAGGAUGAUGAGGAUUUUAAUGGAGGUGUUAGUGAUAGCGAUGUUGAUGAAGAGUAUGAUAGUGAUGUUCAAUCAGAUAAUGAUGGUGAUGCUGCUGCAUUUGAUGUAUCAGAAGAGGAAGAGGAAGAAGAUGGGGUUUUCAGUAAAUCGAAGGAGAAUGAAUAA
Messenger RNA from Candida tropicalis MYA-3404, 1308 nucleotides. RefSeq lists its product as uncharacterized. The record is from RefSeq and is a predicted model, not a curated record. Gene Ontology annotation, molecular function: histone binding; nucleosome binding. The transcript has a single exon. Lineage: Eukaryota; Fungi; Ascomycota; Pichiomycetes; Serinales; Debaryomycetaceae. Bases 1 to 1308 code for a protein of 435 amino acids.